UGGGGGCACUGCGCCGCGUAGCCACUUCUGACCCAACAGCCAGAAACAUGUGAGACAAUCGGCUGCCGCGGGGGAGAGGAUACAGCUGAGGCCGAGCUCUUCGCUUCACCGUGCUGGACCCCAGAGAGACGGGAGAAGCCUGAAAUGGACGACAACAUGGAUACCAAGUCCAUUCUAGAAGAACUGCUUCUCAAAAGGUCACAGCAAAAGAAGAAAAUGUCACCCAAUAAUUACAAGGAGCGCCUUUUUGUUUUAACCAAAACAAGCCUUUCCUACUACGAAUAUGACAAAAUGAAACGAGGAAGCAGAAAGGGAUCAAUAGAAAUUAAGAAAAUCCGAUGUGUGGAAAAAGUCAACCUCGAGGAGCAGACACCUGUGGAAAGACAGUACCCGUUUCAGAUUGUGUAUAAAGAUGGGCUUCUCUAUGUCUAUGCAUCAAACGAAGAGAGCCGAACUCAGUGGUUGAGAGCACUGCAAAAAGAGAUACGGGGCAACCCCUACCUGCUUAUCAAGUACCACAGCGGCUUCUUCGUGGACGGGAAGUUCCUGUGCUGCCAGCAAAGCUGUAAAGCAGCCCCAGGAUGUACCCUCUGGGAAGCAUAUGCUGAUCUGCACAUUGCAAUCAGUGAGGAGAAACACAGAGGCCCCACCUUCCCAGAGAGGGCACUGAAGAUUCCUCGGGCAGUUCCUGUUCUUAGAAUGGAUGCAUCAUCCUCAAGUACCACUCCGCCCCAAUAUGACAGCCACUCAAAGAAAAGUUAUGGCUCCCAGCCAGCCAUCAACAUACGCUAUAUUCCAAGGGAAGACUGCCCUGACUGGUGGCAAGUAAGAAAGCUGAAAAGCAAAUGCCCCACUGUACCAAUGAUGCAGCCACAGGGUCCUGUGGAACCUGAAAGAACUGAGGAAGACGUCGCCGCCAGUAACCAAGCGGAAAGAAAUAUUGUAUAUCACAACACCUCAAAGAUGUCAUGGGGAUUCCCUGAGUCAAGUUCAUCUGAAGAAGAGGAAAAUCUGGAUGAUUACGACUGGUUUGCUGGGAAUAUUUCCAGGUCACAAUCCGAGCAGUUACUGAGACAAAAGGGCAAAGAAGGAGCAUUUAUGGUUAGAAAUUCCAGCCAGAUGGGAAUGUACACAGUGUCCUUAUUUAGUAAGGCUGUGAAUGAUAAAAAAGGAACUGUCAAACAUUACCAUGUGCAUACUAAUGCUGAAAAUAAAUUAUACCUGGCCGAAAACUACUGCUUUGAUUCCAUUCCAAAGCUCAUUCACUAUCACCAACACAAUUCAGCAGGCAUGAUCACACGGCUCCGCCACCCAGUGUCAACCAAGGCCAACAAGGUCCCGGUGUCUGUGGCUCUGGGAAGUGGGAUUUGGGAGCUGAAGCGAGAAGAAAUCACCUUGUUGAAGGAGCUGGGAAGUGGCCAGUUUGGAGUGGUCCAGCUGGGCAAGUGGAAAGGGCAGUACGAUGUGGCUGUAAAGAUGAUCAAGGAGGGCGCCAUGUCAGAAGAUGAAUUCUUUCAGGAGGCCCAGACCAUGAUGAAACUCAACCAUCCCAAGCUGGUUAAAUUCUACGGAGUAUGUUCGAAGAAAUACCCCAUCUACAUAGUAACUGAGUAUAUAACCAAUGGCUGCUUGCUUAAUUACCUGAAGAGUCAUGGGAAAGGACUGGAAACCUCGCAGCUCUUAGAAAUGUGCUACGAUGUCUGUGAAGGCAUGGCCUUCUUGGAGAGUCACCAGUUCAUACAUCGGGAUUUGGCUGCUCGGAACUGUUUGGUGGACAGUGACCUCUCUGUGAAAGUCUCAGACUUCGGAAUGACAAGAUACGUUCUUGAUGACCAGUAUGUCAGUUCAGUAGGAACCAAGUUUCCCGUCAAGUGGUCCUCCCCAGAGGUGUUCCACUACUUCAAAUACAGCAGCAAGUCAGACGUAUGGGCGUUCGGGAUCCUGAUGUGGGAGGUGUUUAGUCUGGGGAAGCAGCCCUACGACUUAUAUGAUAACUCCGAGGUGGUUGUGAAGGUCUCCCAGGGCCACAGACUCUACCGGCCCCAGCUGGCAUCAGACACCAUCUACCAGAUCAUGUACAGCUGCUGGCAUGAGCUGCCAGAAAAGCGCCCCACAUUUCAGCAACUCCUAUCUGCCAUCGAACCACUUCGGGAACAAGAUAAGCCAUGACGAGCAAAUUUGGAAUAUUGAUGGGAAUGAGUAUAAGCAUUGACCAACACUCUCGUUCUUUUCAAGGGAAGUAGAAAGGCACAAUGUAAUUUAGCUAGUUCUUAAUAAUGUUUUAUGUGUUGUUUAUCUGUUAUAUUAUCUGCAGAAAAUAAACAAGGUAGGAAACCAUA
This is a messenger RNA of Peromyscus leucopus (white-footed mouse), 2339 nucleotides long. It is a transcript of the gene Bmx, whose product is annotated as BMX non-receptor tyrosine kinase. The record is from RefSeq and is a predicted model, not a curated record. Lineage: Eukaryota; Metazoa; Chordata; Mammalia; Rodentia; Cricetidae. Gene Ontology annotation, molecular function: non-membrane spanning protein tyrosine kinase activity; ATP binding. The transcript is spliced from 20 exons. Gene Ontology annotation, biological process: intracellular signal transduction; peptidyl-tyrosine autophosphorylation; adaptive immune response. The coding region runs from base 145 to 2169 and encodes 674 amino acids.